AUGUUUGCGCCCCGCUUCGCACGGGCAAAUUUCUCCACACACCAGGCCGUAUCUGCCCUUCAGUGCCUUCAUCGGCUAGAGAAGAAAGGACGGCUGCAUACAGGGCGAGCACGUGCAACCAAGGCUCUACGUCGCCAAGCAAAAGAGGACUGCUUUAUUGUCCGGAUGUUUUCCUUACGUCCUUCUUCACGUCUCCUCAUGGGAUACAUGUACGUGUGUACAUUAUUUUACGAUAGAUUGCUUGUGUACGCUGGACUGCCGCUGAUGACAUCUGUAUCGCAGACACAGCAGCACGGCCAGGCUGACGCAGGUGUGGCUGUAAUAUGGUGCCCUAUGCGGCGACUCGGCAGCAGCAGCGCAACAUGUUCUCAGCAGAAAAUGAGCCAAUAUAUGUCCUCCGGGGGUUGGCGACCAUGGCACCAGGACCUCCCACCCGACCACCAGCAGCAGCAACAGCAGCUUCGUUAUGUUGCCUCUCCGCAGCUGGACGUCUAUCGCCAUCUAGAGGCCUAUCAACGCGAAGAGCAGCAGCAGCAGCAGCUGCAGAUUCAGUGGCCGCAGCACGUUGUUCCUGGUCAGCGGCGGCAAAGCGUACAGCAGCAGCAGCCGAUGGCCUUUUCCCGUCAGGCUGUGCAGCAGCAGCAGCAGCUACGCCGUGUCCCCUCUUUGCAGCUGGACAUCUAUCAUUAUUCACAGGCUCACCAGCCAGAAGAGCAGCAGCAGCAGCUUCGAUGGCAGCAGCAAGCGGUUCCUAGUCAGCGGCGACACAGUGUACAGGAGCAGCAGCAGGUGGCCUUCCUCCAUCAGCAGCAGCAGCAGUUGCGCCGUGUUCCCUCCUUGCAUCUGGACGUCUGCCAGUACUCACAGGUCCCCCAACGCGAAGAGCAGCAGCAGCAGCUUCGACAGCAGCACCGGAUUGUACCUGGUCAGAGGCAACAAAGCGUACAGGGGCAGCAACAGCAGCAACAGCAGACGGCCUUUCUUCAUCCGUCGGUUCUUCCCUCUGUCAGGACGCCGCAGCCGCAUGCGUCCUCCAGUUUUGAUGACCAUCAGACGUUUCCUGCUCGAGAACGUGAACAGCAGCAGCAGGUGACCUUUCUCCCUCAGUUUGUUCUUCUCUCCCACAAGCAGCAGCAGCACCAGAGAUUCUCCGCGUUUCACAAGCAGCAGCCGUCCGCAGUCUCCUCCGCUCCUCAGCAGCCACAAUCGUCACCAGCCUCGGCCCCGGCGGCAUACGUUUCUGAGCAGCAGCAGAGAUACGUGACUGCUGCAUCUCCUGGUAGAAGCCCUCCUCUGUGUGAAUUGUAUGAUUCGGCAUGUGGUGCGUACCACGGAGGGCCUCGAUCGCAUGCAUCUGCCGCAGGUGCUGCCUCUCCAGCCCGCCAGGAACACUCUUCCUUUUCCUCCAUCACACUUGUGAGAAGUGGCAGCCAAACGGGGAAGCUGUCUCUCUCAAGCAGCAGCAGCAGCAGACCGAGUAGCGGCUAUGUAUACCUGCGUGAAGGGGGCUUGUCAGAGACGCCAAACAUAACUCCUGUCUACGCAUGCACUGGCGCACUACGCAGGACCACAGUAGCCGCAGCAGCCUCUGCUGUCUCAGCAGCCUCCGCCCCAGGAGGAAACAUUGCUGCAUUUAGAAGCUGUAGUUCUCACGUCGUAAUAGCUGCAGCUUCCAGCAGCAGCAGCAGGAAGGACGUGGCUCGUGUACCGAUUAGCACUGGGAUAGCAGCACCUGGCGCUGCGCUGACAGCAGCAACCACAGCAAAUUCACCAUCGGCAGCCCUGCAACAGAAGGGAAAUCCCUGCAACAAAGGGAAAAUGCGGGACCAAGAAGAACAACAGGAGCGAGCGGGGCUGCACCAGCAGCAGCAGGCGGCUCUGCACCAGCAGCAGCAGGCGGCUCUGCAGCAGCAGCGGCCGCAGCCUCCCAGGCAGACUCACCACCUGCAGCCCUGCAACAAAGAGAAGAUGUCAGGAGAGCGACAGCAGCAGCAGACGGUGGCACAGCAACAGCAACAGCAGCAGGCCGCGCUGCAGCAGCAGCCCCACCAGCUGGCGGUGCCGCAGUCGCACCAACAGCAGGCGGUGCUGCAGCAGCAGCUGCGUUUGGGACAGUGCAAAUCGGGCGAAGUGCAGGUGCAGCAGCCCUAG
Molecule: messenger RNA, 2151 nt
Organism: Rangifer tarandus platyrhynchus (Svalbard reindeer)
Lineage: Eukaryota; Metazoa; Chordata; Mammalia; Artiodactyla; Cervidae
Source: the annotation of a GenBank genome assembly